ACGUGCGACGACGCCGGCACACAACGUGUUUACGUAAUAACUCAAAAUCGAUUAUCAAUACGCGAUCGUCCGUCACAUACUUUCCCGCGUAAUUUUUAUUAUCAGUGCAGUGUUUUCUUUACGUUCGGCCUUUGGAUUUUGUUCGAGCUUUUAGCAAGGUCUUACAAGACAUCAAGAGCUACCGUGGUCGCAAGCCCCUCGGCAGCUCGGCCGUAGCCCCCGUCGGCCUGAGCCCCGGUCUGCCGGCUGCUGCAUCCCCCGGGCCUGCCGCCCCAGCAGCACCUAGCCCCGCGCCUGCUACCACACCCACCAUGAAGCAGGAGCAUCCCACACAACCGAUGUAUAUUGUGUUACAGGCGCCGAUGCCGUUCUACGCGGGGGAUCCUAACAGAUUCCCAACUACCUGGCAAACAGACCCCUCUCAAGGGUGGCAGAAUCAGUUUAUCCAACAACUUCCCACACAAGCUGGUCAAACGACUCUCGACUACCAAGGCAAUCACACGCAAUACGCAACGUCACCUCACUAUCAAGCAAACACAACGUACACCGUCCAAAAUGUUGCGACGACAUUUGACGUCACCAAUAACACUUACUACCAAACAGGCGUCCAAGCAGUUCCGGCAGCUCGGCCCCCAUCUAACCGGGGUGCUUACACGCCAGUUCCAUCACCGAGAGCACCACAUUAUACCACGGAAUAUCAACAGCAGUAUGCGCAACAAGCUCCCACCACUGGAGUCACAGCUGGAAAUGACUCGAGACCAGCCUCGGCUGCUUCUUAUCAGAGUUCAGUUUCAACAACUGCGACACCAGUAUACACUGUUAGCCAACAGAGUUAUGAUAGAUCUGAAUACACAACUGAUCAUUCCGAAGAUUAUAAUGGUGGUGAAAGUGCAUCAAGUGACACAAACAAUGAAGACAGACAAGAACAAAAUACUCAGAAUGCACAGCAUUCGGGAAACGCCAAGCCUGGAUACCUGCAGGGGAGCAACGGUCCGCGAGCUUCACUCGAUUGUAGCGGGUAUUCGGGCGGCUAUACAAGCGGACAACAUUCCGAAAACAGCCAAACGCAAAAUCAAAACGAUUGGCAACAACGACAAUGGCAGCAUAACCAAAGAUUACAAAACCAAAUGCAAAAUCAACAAUUACAAAAUCAGCAGCAACAAAUACAAAAUCAAAUCAACUAUCAAAAUCAACAGUUGCAAAACCAACAAAUGCAAAGUCAGCAAUUGCAGAGUCAACAGAUGCAAAACCAACAGAUGCAAAACCAACAAAUGCAAAACCAACAAAUGCAGAAUCAACAAAUGCAAAAUCAACAUGUGCAAAAUCAACAACGGCAAACACAACAAGCACAACUGCAAAAUCAGCAAAUGCACAACCAGCAAAUGCAAAAUCAACAAUUACAAAAUCAGCAAAUUCAGAAUCAACAAAUGCAGAAUCAGCAAAUACAGCAACAGCAAAUACAAAACCAACAACUACAACAACAACGACAAGAUGAAUCAGAACAACAACUGUUUUCCCAAUCAGACAGGGUAAAUUUGAAUUCAAGAUUAAAAACAAUGAUAUUAAAUAAACAAAAUCACACACGAGAUGGAAACAACACUCCUCCUGACAAAGGCGACCCGGGUGAGGGACCACCUCGAGGAUUAGACGAUAGAAAGGGUGGAGUCACUGAUGACAGAAAUACUACCGGUCAUUUUUUAUCGUAUAGCCACCAUCUCCGAACAAAUUACCGCAUAGGCGAUCAGGUUUAUCCUGCCGCUGGUAAUUAUUUACAAAAUGCCCAGACUUAUAGUUCGGGUAAUUUCGGAGGUGGUGGCCACCACGUAUGGGAGGGGGGGACGCAAGUCUCGAGAGAUUAUGAAAAGUGUAAGUCUAAUAUAAGUACUAAUGAACUUAAAACGCCUCAAAAGCUGCCAUCUUAUGCAGACGUAAAACGACACUAUAACUUCACAGAUAUGCAUUACAAUGCGUGUCGACAAACAGAAACGUUUAAUAAUGAUGAAAAUUAUAAUCAGCCAAGUGAUAACAAAGACUUUCAGUCUAAAAUGACUAUUGGGCCAGUCUCUGAAUCAAACCAGCAAAAUAGUAACUCUGUUCGCGGCAUAAAUGUUUCGAAAAGAAUUUACGAAAAAGAUACAAUAGAAACCAACUAUAAGAAUUUACAAACACCUAUAAUACCUAAGCUUGAAAUUCCUGAAAAUUAUCCGUAUACAAAAGAGGAAUGCAUAAAAUUCGAAAGCUCUAGGUUGAUUGGUCAAAGUUCCUUAUUGAAAACUGAAAAAGUAGGUGACAACAUGCUCCGAGAGUAUUCUAAUGGUUGUAUUUCAAGAUCACAACUACAUAUUCUACCACCAAUAGCUACUAUUAAAAAUGAAAUUUUUCCUGAGAUAUCACAAAACUGUAAUAAUGUAAUUUUUCCAAAUAAGAGAAUUGAAAAUUUUCAAAAUUUUUCACAAAUACAUCAAAAUAUGCAAGGAAAUAUGGCAUUUAAAAUUUACAGUCGAGGUCCUGACGCAAAAUCUUGCAAAGAAACGGAAAACAAAAGUAAUACUGGAGGUGAUAGUCCAUUUGAACCUAAACCCCCUUAUUAUAUUGAGCAAAUUAAGUCCGAGAACUCGCCACCUGGUCAUAAAAUUUAUAAAAAUUUAAUCUACUGUCCCUCUAGACACGAACCUUAUGUGUUUGCCGGUGACGGUGGACCCGUAGCAAUAAAAGACGAGGUUGGGUAUGCUUGCUGUAGACAAGGGUCCACGACAAAACCACCACCAGAACAUUUAAGAGAUGGGGCGUGUCCCGGCCUUCAAACCAAAGAUGAAAUUCUAGAUGAUGAUCCUGACACAGUAGAAAAAUCUGACCCUAAGGUUCCACUAAAACCUGGCACGCCUGUUAUUGAACCGUACCCGAAAUCAUCUAAACAAAAUCAGUUUAAUUACUCAAAAGAAUAUCUAGACAAUUUAGAAAGACUACGAAAUAAUUCGCGAACGGAAGUUCCUGAUUGCAAUUGUUUUCCUGCUGACAAAAACCCACCAGAACCUGGAAGUUAUUACACACAUUUGGGCGCUGCAUCAUCUUUAGCCGACCUAAGAAAAGAUUUAGAAGCUAGGACUGGAUUGUCGGAAAAAGAAUUGCGUAUAGAAAAAAUUUGUUACACAGGCAAGGAAGGUAAAACUGCGCAGGGUUGUCCAAUGGCAAAGUGGGUUAUACGGAGAGCGAAUUAUACUGAAAAAGUUCUGGUUGUUGUGAAAUUCCGAAAUGGUCAUAAAUGUGCAACGUCUUGGAUAGUUGUGUGUUUGGUUGCUUGGGAAGGUAUACCACAAUCUGAAGCUGACUUAGACUACACACUGCUUUCUCACAAACUUAACAGAUAUGGCUUGCCAACGACAAGGCGAUGCGCAACCAAUGAGAACAGGACUUGUGCAUGUCAAGGAUUGGACCCAGAGGCAUGCGGCGCUUCCUACAGUUUCGGUUGUUCAUGGUCCAUGUAUUAUAAUGGAUGCAAAUACGCCCGUUCAAAAACAGUCCGAAAGUUUCGACUUUCGGUUAAAACAGAAGAAAGCGAGAUUGAGGAGCGCAUGCAUGUUCUAGCCACACUACUGAGUCCUUUGUACAUGAACUUAGCACCUAAAUCCUUUGAAAACCAAUGCCAAUUUGAAAAGGAAGCAUCUGACUGUAGAUUGGGAUUCAAACCUGGACGGCCAUUUUCCGGCGUGACCGCGUGUAUAGAUUUCUGCGCACAUGCGCACCGUGACCUCCAUAAUAUGAAUAACGGUUGUACUGCUGUAGUAACGCUUGCAAAACAUCGAAACCUUAACAAGCCACCAGACGAACAAUUUCAUGUGCUGCCCUUGUAUGUUCUUGAUACUACAGAUGAAUUUGGAUCCAAGGAGGGGCAAGAUGAGAAAAUAAGAAAUGGUUCAUUAGAGGUCUUGGACAAAUAUCAAAUGGAAGUCAGAGUAAGAUCAGUACCGUUGCAACCAUGCAGGCGUCACGGAAAGAAACGUAAAGAUGAAGAUAAUUCGGAAUCGAAUAACUCAGCAUCCAGUACCCCUCAAGCCAGUCCAAAUCAAAAGAAAUGUUCUACACCUGCACCUAAAACACCACAGCCGAAUGAUGCUAGAAAUAAUGCUAGCCCAAGAAGUCAAAGUAGUACAUCGCCACGCGCGCCCACACCAGCGCUCAACCAGUCGCCAUUUCCACCUAAUCCUAAUAAUCCUCACUACAACUCGGCCUUUGUAAAUCCAAAUAUGCAUAAUGCUAAUUCCAACCUACUAAAUAAUAAUAUGAGUAACCCAGCAUUGUUGGAUAUGGCCUCUAUGAUUGAUAACUUUACCGAUGCUCAGUUACAGAGCAAUCAAAUUUCUAGCACGGUUUUAGAUUCUCCAUAUAAUUCGUACGAUCAAAGCUAUAACAUCCAUAAUACAAGCGCUAUGUUUCAUCCAAACCAACUUUCACCAAUGGUUGACAAUAAUAACCAAAACACAACUACAAAUCAACUGCCGAGCUUUGCUUCUGGAUUACAAAAACGUGAACAACAAUAUAAUCCACCAAAUAUUGGGCACGGCCAAGCUAUACAAAACAGUUGGCCUGAUUUUCCUCACAGUGAAUUAUUCAAUAAUGCUGUUAAAGAAGAUCCAGAUUCAACGACUGCUAAUUUAAAUUUGGCUAAUAAUUUCAGUCCGGACUCUAACAGAAGUGAAUCUACCUCAGACCUAAGUAACAAACAAAGUACGGGCCUGAACAAGAAAAAUUUAUUGGGAGAUUUUUCCCAAAAAGCCAAUGAGUUCGAUAUACCUACAUCACCAAGAUUAAGCGAUAUGUCUACGAAAUCACAGAGUACACCUGCAUCACCAGCUUCCUCGCAAAUUUCAGAUUUACGAUCACCUAAUAGUGAUACCAAUUCUUCAGAAAUUCGCAAAAGUGUAUGGAGAUCACCAGAGCCAAGAAAUUGGGACCCAACCAAAUCAAAAGACUUGGGAGUGGAUAACGAUAACUACGUUUUUAGGGUUCCAAAAGCAAGACCACCUUCACGAUCACUAUUAAAUCCACCAGAUGCAGUCGACCAUUCAACAUUUUUAAAACCAUACCCUCCAUCUGAUAAGCCUCACCUCAGUCAGGGGUAUGAACACAGGAGUCCAUACGACAUUCGACAAAAUAAUAUGCAAAAUGCAACAAAUCAGACAAAUUUUACAAUAAAUCAUGAUGAUUCGAAUCAAACCACAGCCAUGGCCAACAAAGCCGUUUCAGAAGCUCCAUCGAAUAACUACCAACAAGUUAACCAAAAUAGUUGUAGCAAUCCACCACCAGCCGUUCAAAGCUAUGCUAACUAUCCUACUGUUGGUAACGCGUAUGCCUACCCAGGAAAUCCUUAUGGCCAUUUCAAUCCAUAUGAAAACUCAUACAACGAUUAUAAUAGCCUUGCAUAUUAUAACGCUGAGAAAUACAAACGGGAAGAGAUGAUUAGAAACGCUCAUUAUAAUUCCUACGGUUAUCAGUAUAAUCCAAACUUCGCACCCAAUUUCUAUCAAAACCCCAAUACUAAUACAAACUGGUGUCAGUCUUCACCCAAUUGGUGUAUCUAUCCACCACCAUUUUCUAUACCGUAUCCUCAAGAAGCUCCUAAAGCGGAACCCAUUGGGGAGGUGACAGGUUUAUCUGAUAAUAUAGAAUGCUUUAAAGACAGUCAGAUGGGCGGAGUCGCAAUAGCUUUAGGUCAUGGAAGUGUUUUAUUUGAAUGCGCAAAACACGAAAUGCAUUCUACCACAUCAGUUAAGAGUCCAAACAGAGCUAACCCGACAAGAAUUUCACUAGUUUUCUAUCAGCACAGAAAUUUAAAUCGGCCAAAACAUGGCCUUGAAGAAUGGGAAGAGAAAAUGAGGCUCAAAAAACUUGGUCUAACUCCCACUACACAAAGUAUACCCGCCUCUAAUUCUAACACGACGUCACCGGCUUCAACUCCUGGAUCCGAACAAAAACAAAUAACCUCCAUAGAGAAAUGGAAAAAUAAUGAGAAUUAUAUACCUGGAGGGUAUAGUUCACUGUCUGCAUUAGUCGAGGCGACCAACAAAGCCAAGAAGAGUAGACAAAUAUUAUUGAGAGCAGAGACGCAGACGACUAUGUCAUGGACUACCUUAUUUCCGAUGCAUCCGUGUACAGUCACUGGACCGUAUCAAGAAUCUGGCACCUGACGUAAGCCAGGCCCGUCGGGCCAAUAUUUUUCCAAAAGAUGAAAAUUAUUUCCCUAGCUAUGUAAGAUAUGUUGCCUUUUGAUCUAGGUCUUCUAGAGAAAUGUGUUUUCCAAAAUCGUUCUGUAGUUCCUCGUUUUUUAGAUUUAAUAUAAGCUCUCAUAUUUUCGCGACAGACUGGUCCAAUGUUCCCGCGAAACUCCAUUUAAUGUAAGUUGGAAUUGACUACCAAUAUACCAAUUUUGAUAAACGUAUUUUUUGAAAUAAAAUCACAAUGCUACCAAUCAAAGAUAUAUUUUUAGUUUUAGUAGUGUAUCGCAUUUCAACUAGUCUUACGUUACUACGUUAGUAUCGAAUCGUAUUGUUUAAGAUAAUUCUAGUUUUUUUGUAUAUUCUUGUAUUUUAGUUUAACCAGCGUUUUACGAAAUUCUAGUUUAAAUUUGUCUGCAUAUUUUGACAGUUUGUUUUUAAACGCAUUCAGAAUAUGAUGCGUUGCAUUGAUCUCAUAAACUAAUAAUCCUACAAUUUAUUAUUCAGAGCAAAAGUACAAACAAUAUUAAUUUUUUAUGUUCUGUAUCUGUAACGAAUACGAUAUGAGCAGGCGGAGAGAACGGAUCGCGGCGCACUUGCUGGACGGAAGGUUAAUAUUUAUAUUUUUGUACUCUUGUUUGUGUUUGGUUACAAUCGUACCACCAUUCCUUUACGUCAGAGGUUGUUUGAACGUUCUCAACGUAUCACAAAUCUAUUUGCGUGCUUUUCUAUUAGGUUAAGUCGUGUGUAUUUUUAACUUUUUAGAAUAUUUAACUUAUUUAUAUUGUAUUACGUGAACGAUUAUAAAAUCAUUUUCUUUGUAAUAAUUUAGUAUUAUUCUAGGUAUUAAUAUCUAAUAUAUUUGCUUUUACAAGUAUGACAUUAAAUUAUUAGUUAGCUGUUGUUUGCAUGUUUCAUUAGCCUUCUUUACUUUCAAAUCGAGUGCCUGUGUCUGGAUUCGACCAGAAUAUUAUCUGUAUAUUGUUAUAUAAUGUAUAUUAUAUAAUAAUUUUCGAACUUUAAAAUUGUGACCUUAUAUAGUUUACGAAUGGAAAAUACUUUUUCUAAUUUAAGCGAUGAUAAAAAAUUUAUAAAUAAAAAAUGAAUUAAUAAAUUACCUAAGUCUAUAUAUUAAUAUAGUUUGCAAAAAAAUUCAGGCGCUUGGAAAGAUUAUAAAGUAGGCAUUAUAUUGAAAAAUGAAGGACAACAUACCGAUGAAUAGUUAUUAUUAAUAUAUAAUUAGAUUAAGAAAGUUUGUUUUAAAGAUUAAACUAUUCAUAUAGUUUAUAUUUUUUACGUGUACGUAUUUAUUGAAUGGUAAAUUUAUUGGACGAACGUGAAAUUAUUUAUAGGUUUAAAAGUUUUGGAGGACAAAACUUAAAAAUAAGCAAUAAUAGACAGUCGCGGUCUAUGUACAUUGUAAUUGUAGGAGUGAAAAUAUUAUUAUUAUAAAAGAAUGGUGCGAAUGUAUCGUCGAACUUAAUAGGGCGUGAUUGGUAAUAAUUGUGACCGGAGCCUCAGUUGUUCUCAAUUCUGAUAUUAUUUGUGCUGUUGGUAUUGCCGUAUCUUGCCAUGAGGCUGCGUUGUGUGAUAAGACAUAUCAAUGCCACGAGCGUCAUCACAUUUCGAUCAUCUCACUGACUUCGAAUACCUCAACUUGUCUAAAGACUACUAUUACAAAUUUAUUGAGUUACGGAUUAUUUUUACGUCAGACUGCAUUCAAACCACUGACCUGUAUAAAUACUACUGGACAGGUUGUUCCAUGUGUUUGACAGCAAUUUAUUUGUGCCUAUUUUAAGCGCCACUCGCGAGCGUCCAGAGAACUAAUUUGGCUGCGAGAGAAACGCACAAUACUCUAUGUAUUUUUGCAUUUUGAAUUAAUUUCGGUCGAUUGCCUUGUUAUUUAUACUUCAGGAAUCAACGUAAUAAAGUACACUUUUUUGUGAAUAGUUUUCUUAUAGAUGUUUGUUUAGCUGCGGUUGUCAUCACUAGUUUUAGUUCCGCAGACUCUCACUACAUGGCCAACAGCGCCCAAAUGACGAAUAUCAAACAGGCACAAAAGCAUUUUGACAGCCGCCAGUUCAGUGGUAAAUAGUAGAGGUCAGUUAUUCAAACUAAGAUUUGACAAUUUACAUUAUAAGAUGAUUUUAGUUAUGUUUAGCCAAGCUUAAAAUUAUUAAUAUCAUCGUAGCAAUACUUAAUAUUAAAUACUCGUGUUUGUGUUCUAACACUAUGUUAAAUGAUAAUUGGCAAUGGCAGUCUAAAUCACCAAAAAAAUGAUUUAUAAGAAAUUGGCCAAAAAAAAAAAUAAGGAAUUUGAAUGCAGUCGUUCUAAGGUUGUAUGUAUUAAGUGAUAUUUUCGAGGAAAUGAAUCAUUAGGUGUAGAUACCUGUGAUAUACAAUUAAUUCACGUGUGUUUGACUGUAAUUGUUUGGCAAACCUAUUUCUUUUAAAGCUGUGAGAAAGUCGUAAAGUAGAGUGAAAUGAAAAUGAGAUGAAUUGUAUGUCUAAAAGAAAAUUUUUGAUGUUUUUUUUGGUUAUAUUUCUUUAUACUUUAUAGUUCUUGUUUCAAUUUAUUCAUUUAAUCAAUUUUUUUGUUUUAAAUCAUAUCACAUAAUAUAAAAUUAACGACUUUCUUUCAAAUUAAGAAAGAAAUACCCUUAAACACUUUUAUAAGGUUUUUUUGUAUUUAUAAUAUUAAUUAUGUGCAACCAAAAUGUUGAUCAGUAUUUGUGACGUAGCUAUCGUAACCAAAUAUCUUUUUUGUAAUACCAAUAACGCCGAAUGGCUUUAUUAAUGUGUGUUUUAUGUUAUUUAAGUCGUAGCGUCACGCACGCGACGCGACAUGCAUUUUGUAAUAUUUUAUCUUCUGCCAAAACAAAAGAAUGUGUCAUGUAAAUAGAACUACCAUUAUUUAUUAAUACAAUAAUUUAAAAGACA
This is a messenger RNA of Leptidea sinapis, 9152 nucleotides long. RefSeq names its product DNA N6-methyl adenine demethylase (gene Tet). Gene Ontology annotation, cellular component: nucleus. The transcript has 10 exons. Gene Ontology annotation, biological process: positive regulation of transcription by RNA polymerase II; oxidative demethylation. Lineage: Eukaryota; Metazoa; Arthropoda; Insecta; Lepidoptera; Pieridae. Gene Ontology annotation, molecular function: methyl-CpG binding; zinc ion binding; DNA 5-methylcytosine dioxygenase activity. The coding region runs from base 312 to 6185 and encodes 1957 amino acids. The record is from RefSeq and is a predicted model, not a curated record.